This is a messenger RNA of Stylonychia lemnae, 588 nucleotides long. The record is from the annotation of a GenBank genome assembly. Lineage: Eukaryota; Ciliophora; Spirotrichea; Sporadotrichida; Oxytrichidae.
AUGAGGUCAUUCACAUUAUUAGCAGUCGGGGUUUUAGCAAUAACCCUACAAAGCGUUCAAGCAAACUUCAAACUCAAUGGUGAGUUCGUUACUGGAUUUGAAAGCGGUAUUUUCCUAAGAGAAGAGGCAGAUAUAUGGGGUGAUUACGGUUGCCAAAAGCCAAAGGUAAAUGCAGCAUUAGGCAAUGUCAACUAAUUGAUGGGACCACUUAAGAUGGUAGGUGCCCUUGCAAAGGACAAGAACAUUGAGCAUAUGGUAUCAACAGUCGAAGUAUUUGUUCAAUCUCUUUCUCAAUUACUCUCAGUUUUCAAUAACUACGACGGCGGCGAGUUCUGCUCAGGAGUUAUCUUCGGUCACCAUGGAGCAACCAUGCUCACCAAUAUUGCUAAGACUCUUGUUCAAAUUAGUCAAUAAAAACAAGGCUAAGUUGAAAGGCCAUCCAUCGCUAAUAAGAGCAACAGAAACAACAGCCAUGAUGACGAUGAUGAUAAUGACAGCAACGACAACUUCAGAUCUAAUGAGAACGAUAAGAAAAAGGACAGCGUCAAGAACAAGAUGCCAAAGAACGGGGGGCGCUCUGGCUAUUGA